GCCAUAGCCAUCUUGUGUGAAACUUGUGUUUCUGUUGAAUCGUUAAGGUUAAGUGAGUGUAUAGUAUAUUUCAACUACAAUUUAACAAAGUAUAUUAAUUACAAAACAACGAGUUUGUCUUAAUAGACAGAAGACUUACUCCAUUUGACUCCAUUUGAUGCUCGUAGGAGUCACUAGGCAAGCUUCAGAAGAAUAGAAUGUGUAUAGGUCUCUAUUUUUCAAGUUGUGUAUUGUGAUCUGUUGGAAACUUCACUGGUUGGUGAACUCAAGUGUUUAAGAUUCAAAGGAAGUUUAAUUUACCAAAAUUCCGGUCCCUGUAGUAAAAGUGGAGGGUGCCCAUUCCGGCAAAUCAAGGGAGGGUAAAAUGACGAAGCAAAAUCGGUCCAACACCGGGCGUGCCACCCGCACCAGGGGGCCCGAACGAAACAGCAUUGUAGCCAAAGGAGUGUAUAACAACUCCCCGUUCAUGCAUACAGCCACGUCACUUGUGGGGAACACAGUACAGAUAGAGACACAGAGUGGAUCAGUUUAUGAGGGGAUUUUCAGAACAUUUUCCACUAAUUUUGAAGUGGUAUUAGAAAUGGCGCACAAAGUAACCUCAAAUGAUCCUUCUCAAAUCGAUGUAGAUACUGUCCUAGAUGUUAUAAUAUUCAAACCUAAUGAUAUUGUUACUAUGGAUGCAAAAAACAUUGAUCUCGAAUACGCCACAAGAGACACUUUUCAAACAGAUACUGCUAUCAGUAAGUUCAAUGGGCAACUCGGUGAAAAAGAGCUUGAACCGUGGGAAGAAUCGACUAGUAAUGGUGAUGAAUUUGACUUAAAUGGAGCAGCUGUCAACGGAUGGGAUGUUCAAGACAUGUUUAAAAAGAACGAGCAAGCCUACGGAGUGACAUCUACAUUUGACCAUUCCUUACAAGGUUACACUGUACCUUUACAAAAACAGGACACCAAAGAGUUUAAGGAAGCGGAAGCUAAAGCUGCCCAAAUUGCUAAUGAAAUAGAAAGUAAUCCCACUUACAAAGCGAGGAUGGACCUAGAAAAUGGAGAUGAAGAGGAAAGGUUUGCUUCUGUGCAAAGGCCAGGAGACUCUAGCAGUGACGCAAGCAAACCGUACAUGCCUCCUGCGAAGAGGAAACACCAGCAAGCUGGAAAGUUUGUUCGAAACAAUCCUCCCUCACAGCCCGCCUCUUCUCAGCCCCCGGUGAAGCCCCAGACUCACUCAUCAUUGCCUAAGUCACCAUUAUCCCAACACAACCCUCCACCAUUCCAGCAACAACCCCCUCCCCAGCCUGCACCAUCCAUGCGCCAACCUCCACCCAACAAACCCAUGGCACAAUCACCUGUUACCACAGUGCCGUCCCCCGUAUCUUACUCCACAAACCAGCAGCCUUUACCUCAACGUGAAAGAUUGGGUAGACAGAUGGAUCAACAACUUUCUAAAUCGCAAAAACCUCCCCCCGGCUUAAGGACUGGAAGGGGAUAUCCACAAGAUAGUAACAUCGGCCCUAGGUAUCAGACUAAUGGAGAGUCAGAAGUGAUGAGGAGUAGCCCGGCUACCACACCCUCUGACUCCAAACCUCCGCUACCCAUGUCUCACAGCCCUCACAUCAGGCCACAAGGUCCUCCUCCAAUGCCACACCAGCCAAUUGUAGAACACCCCCUGCCACCUAACUCUCCUCAGGUGCUCUGUCAUCCCCCGCCAUUUGCCAUGUCCCAGCCCCCCAUGAUGCAACAGCCUGUAGAACAACGUAAGAGCCCGAUAGUAGAGGCCCAGCAGCAGCAACCUCCCCCUCCAAGUCACAGAAAACCACCAAGGCCUAGAGAGGACACAAUCUCCGAGUUGAAGAAAUUCGGGAGUGACUUUAAACUCGCUGAAGUGAGUUCGGAAGACAAUAAAAUGCACAUGGGGAUGAACGAUCCGGAUCAACAGUCUGAGGGUAAAGAUCAACACGGUAACGAAGUAGAUAAAGUUUCCUCAACUCUGAAGAAGUCCACUUUGAAUCCCAACGCUAAAGAGUUCAAACCGUUUACACCUCGCUCACCAAGUACUCCUACUCCUUCUAGACCACACACUCCGCAGACUCCUAACUACGGUCCUAGUCCCGCACUUCCGAAUGUGAUGGUUCCAGCAACCUACGUAGUCACAAACCAACCGACUUUCACAGCUGCCACUCCCAAUCAAGGCCAUCGCUACAGGAAGGUGAUGCCAGUUUCUCACAGGCCAGACCUCUCGCAGAUGCAGGUCGCUGCAGCCACAGGUCAGCCUCUGCUUGCGCCGGUGCCGAUGGGAGCGCACUUCACUGUGCCUUACACGGCGCCGCGUCACCUCGCCCCUCAGUCUUACCAACAGAUGAUGAUGCAUAUGAUGGCGCAGCAGGGUGGCGGAAUAGUGCCUUUGGUGCCCACUUCGGCCAUCAACUAUCACCACGAGAGUCCGACACAGCAAGGCAACGUGCCACAGUUGCAGUACAUGAGCCCCGCAGGAGCCAUGCCUCCACAUCCCCACCACCUGCACACUCACACUCACCCCACCCCCAACACAGCUCCGCCACCCUCUCCAGCCAGCAACUACCCCCAGCCUCUGCCACCCCCGCCCAACGGUCCUCCCACACACGCGUACCCCAUCAUGUGUCUGCCUGCCCAGCCUGCUCCCAAUGGCCCACACAUGAUGGCCCAACAGUACAUACACCAUCAUCAUCAGCAUCCCCCCUCCGUCGACAACCAGCAGCAGCCGCCUCACAUCCAGGUCAUCGUCAACCACCAACCCGCCAUGAACCAAUGAUCACCUCUCCCGCCGAUAGUCAAUACUCGUAGGUAAAUGCUGGCGUUUCUAAAUUACGACGACGUACGCAUGGCUUAACUUCUCUCGGAUUCAGAGAGACAACUGGGGAAAAAUAUUAUUCCGACUAAAUUUGUAAGUAGGCCCGUUUGUGAAGUCUGUUGGUUCAUAUGACCUGACUGUCUGCUUCCAAACAACGCUUGUUGUCUGUUUGUGAAAUGAAUAAUUAUCAACACCAGUUUUAUAGCCUCCAAUAAUCCGUUGGAAUAUUGCAACUGAAUUCCUAUAUUUCAAAGUCAAAAGUUUUUGGCUGAAAAUUUAAUUAUUUAGUGGAUUGCAAAAUUUAAAAGGCCUACUUUGAAUAAUAUUUUUUGAGACUAAGCAUCAUUUUAAAAUUUCGACUUAAACAUCGAUAUAUUUAUUAAUAAAAAAAUAAAAUUCCACCACACAUUAAUAAUUAUUUUUUGUGUAGUUAUUUUUACAAGCUUGGUGAACCCCUUGUAAUUCUGUUCUUUUCCGAAGAAGCAAUAAAGCUAAACAAAAAUAUAUACUUUAUAAUGUGUCGUUUGUUCCAUGUCUUAUUGUUAACUUGACAAUCAUUUAAACAUCUGUGUUUUUCAAAAUGCCAACGCCAUGCAAUAAUUGAGUAAAUACGACAUAUAGUACUGUCGGUUAUCCAGCAAAACAACAUUGGUUUAUUUUCUGAUUUUAGACUGUAGGAAGCUGAACAAGUUUUAUUCCAGUCUUAAAAUCAAUCAAAAUUGUUUCCUUCUACCCUAACACCUUAAAGCAAAACAACAACAUUUACUUAGUUAAUAAUAAUGUUUAAUUUUUGCUGGUGCCUAAUUGAUAUUUUUUUGCUACUAUUCAUAUAUUUCAUUAGGUACCUAAGUCUCUUAUAUUGUAAAAGUGUCAUAUGCUCACAAUUAAAUAUUUGCCACUAUCAACUUGUUGAGCAUAAAACGUUAUUAUCAUGACACCAACAUUUAUUAUUACACUUAAAAUUACUUCCCGUGUCAAAAUUGUUUUAGUGCUGUUAAAUGCUGAUUUAGUAAGCAUAGCUCCCAGUUAUGAAAAUACAAGAGAUUUCACCCAAACUUUCGUUCUAAAGCCAUUAUCCAAUCCCAUCUCCUUGAAAUAAAAACUAGAUUUCUAGUUAUACCAAGUAUGUUUCAUUAGGGAACCAUACAAUAUUAUUUACUAUAGCUAAUAUAGGCAAAAGAGAAUGUUAUAUCCAUUCAAACGGUUUGUUAUUUUCGUAAUAUGUAUUUAGAAACGGAUACAUACUAACGAAAGGUAAAAGUUUGACUAAACAUUUCUCGGAGUCGUAUAAAGAUAAGAUUGAUAUUCUUAUGAGGAAAAACCAAGUUUUCUCGAGGUAAAUGUGAAAUCAUCUUUACGACUCAAUGAGUUUUCUCAUAAAGUUGUUACACUUUCAUUAGAACAAUUAAAAGUAGCCAACACAAACCUCUGCUAAAAAAGCUCUUGUUAUUGAGGUUAUACGUCAUGUUUUGUAUAAUUUAAGUUUGUCUCAGUGAAUUGGUCUUGUAUUUUUAAAUACCUUAAUAAUUAAUAGUUGUGUUUAUUGUUUUACUACCAAACAUUACAAUGUACUGUAUCAGUGAAUAUAUAUAUAGUUACAUGACUAUUUUUUUGAAAUUAAUUUUUCUAUUAAUUGGCAAUUUUUUAUGUUUUGUAAGCAAAUGGUCUAAACCCUGGUCUGUUACUAUUUAAUAACAAUAUUUAUUCGUUAACAACAAUUCAUUGAUAGCUAUUCAUGCUCUUUUAUUUAGAAUUUUUUCUCUCUAAGCUAUCAACAGGAAUAUAUUUUUGAAAGUUUUUGUGUCCUUUUACUUUUCCUGUAUCAUACAAAAUUUAAACUUCAAAGUGUAAUAUGAUGGUCAGAGUUCUAAAAUAUGAGUUUCUCUAAAAGUAUUCUAUUGCAAUAAAGCAAUAAGCUUUAUUUUUUUACAGCUUUCAAAGAGUGAAAUACUCUUUUUUCUAUUUAAUAUUACCAUUUAAAUAAGCUUUAGUAUUUUAAAAAGUGGUUUGUAUAUUACUAUACUUAAAUUGAAAGUGUAACAACUACGAUAACAUACAAUAUUCUUAUUUAUCAAUAUUGCAUUGUUAUCGACAACUAUAUACCUUAAAUGUUACAUUUACGAAGGUAUAGUAAUGUUUUUUUUUUAUUAACAUUUUUGUCAACUCCAUUGGUUCUGAAAUGGUUUACUUAAAUUUUCUUUAUUUCAAACCACCAACAAUUUUGUUGUCAUAAAUUGUCUCAAUACGUUUGAAAUUGAUUUACUCUAAAAUAUCUGUUCUGAACAGCAUUGUUAUUUUCCAUGUAUCUGUUCAUUUAAUAAAAAUAUUUAAAGUUGUUGUUUUGUAA
Messenger RNA from Macrosteles quadrilineatus (aster leafhopper), 5168 nucleotides. Its product is annotated as ataxin-2-like protein. The coding region runs from base 365 to 2782 and encodes 805 amino acids. Gene Ontology annotation, biological process: cytoplasmic stress granule assembly. Lineage: Eukaryota; Metazoa; Arthropoda; Insecta; Hemiptera; Cicadellidae. Gene Ontology annotation, molecular function: RNA binding. Gene Ontology annotation, cellular component: cytoplasmic stress granule. The record is from RefSeq and is a predicted model, not a curated record. The transcript has 4 exons.